AUGGCAGCCGAGGCAGGGCUGCUCAAGCUGCCCUUCACCCACGACGACCAACUCACCCGCCGCAUGAGGCUGCGCUUCCAGAGCCUGCAGCAGAGAAACCUGAGGCCCCAGGACGGUGAGAAGCUGCUGCAAGCCCACGAGCACGUCUACAGAGUGGAUUUCAGCCAGCAGCACAACCUGCGCUUCCUCCGCUGGGACAUCCAGUUGGAGAGACCUGGCAAGGUCACAGUGACCGGCACCUCCCAGCACUGGACUCCUGACCUCACCCACCUCAUGAACCGGCAGCUGCUGGAGCCAGCAGGCAUCUUCUGGAAGGAGGCAGGGGCCGGGGAGGUGGAGUGCAACGAGGCAGACGCGCAGGAGUUUGGGGAGCGGGUGGCGGAGCUGGCCCGGAUCCGCAAGGUGAUGUACUUCCUCCUGGCUUUCACCGACGGCCUGGAGCCAGCUCAGCUGAAGGCCUCCAUUGUUUUUAAAGCUUGA
Indicator indicator is the source of this 480-nucleotide messenger RNA. RefSeq names its product olfactory marker protein (gene OMP). Gene Ontology annotation, biological process: sensory perception of smell; signal transduction. Gene Ontology annotation, cellular component: neuronal cell body; cytosol; axon. The transcript has a single exon. Bases 1 to 480 code for a protein of 159 amino acids. The record is from RefSeq and is a predicted model, not a curated record. NCBI's taxonomy places the organism in Eukaryota, Metazoa, Chordata, Aves, Piciformes, Indicatoridae.